This is a messenger RNA of Hymenoscyphus albidus, 2059 nucleotides long. Lineage: Eukaryota; Fungi; Ascomycota; Leotiomycetes; Helotiales; Helotiaceae. The record is from the annotation of a GenBank genome assembly.
CCUGCAUCCGAUCUCGGUCCGGCGGCAGCCCACGAGAAACACCAAAGCUAUGCACCUUCGGCAGACGAUAGCUAUCAUAGCUCUUCGGUCUGAGGCAUCCCACUAAAUGUCACCAUCUAGAGGGGCAAGUCUUCUUUUCUCCCAUUCACGGAUCUUGACACCGGCACCAAACAUCCACAAAUGGCAGCUUCGCUUCCAAUCUUCUCUCCACCAAAUCCCCAAUGCUGAAACGCAAAUCUACCUCUCAAGAAGCCAAUCACCGUACCUGAAUCUCUCCAUUGAACACCACCUCCUCACCAAAUCUCCAGCCGAGUCUACGAUUCUUUUCCUAUAUACAAACUCGCCCAGCAUCAUCAUUGGGAGAAAUCAAAACCCAUGGGUAGAAUGCAACCUAUCCCUCCUUCGAAGCAGUCCAUUAAAACCCGACCUCGUGCGAAGAAGAUCCGGCGGGGGAACAGUCUGGCACGAUGAAGGGAACAUGAACUACAGCGUUAUUUGUCCAACUUCCAAAUUCGAUCGAGAUAUACAUGCGCAGAUGGUGGUACGCGCCUUGCGCCGUCUUGCCGUGGAUGGUGUCUGGGUCAAUGAACGACAUGAUAUCGUCAUGGGUUCGUCCGUAGCAGCAAAGCCGUGGAAAGUCUCUGGUAGUGCAUACAAACUCACCAGACUACGGAGUGUACACCACGGCACCUGUUUGUUGAAUUCGCCAAAUUUAAAGGAUAUCGGGAAAUUCUUGAGAAGUCCCGGCAAACCAUAUAUCAAAGCCCGAGGGGUUGAUAGUGUCAGUUCUCCAAUAGCCAAUGUGGAAGUGCAGAAUGCGGAUUUCGAGGAUGCCGUGGUCAAGGAAUUUCAACAAAUGUACGGCCAUGUAGACCCCGUUUUAGUGGGCGAAGAGGAAGGAGACGUACCAGAGAUCAUGAAGGGACUAAAAGAGUUGAAGGUGUGUGACCAUACGUUUGCCCAUCAUCACAUAUUUUUACUAACAUUCAUCAGUCACGAGAUUGGAUAUAUGGGCAAACGCCUCAAUUCCAUUUCUCAUAUCCAACCCACCCGUCAUCAGAAGCAUUUGAAGAAGUUGUAGGUUCACCUUACUAUGCCUCAUUCAGAACUUGGUCUUGAUAUUUCUAGGGACCAACCGUGUCUGAAAACCUAACUCCCUUCAACCUUUCAUUUAUUGCUCGCAAUGCAGCCAUAAACUCUGCUUGUUUGAGUCAGCGACCAACGUCAACGCAGCGUACAUCAUCGCUAGGAAAUGUGAAGGUGCAUGAGAUUGAGGAUUGGUCUCAAUAUGUUCUUCCAUCGAGAGAUGGGACUUUGGUUGACGCAAAAUCACGAACAACAGAGGAACACGAAACUUUCGUGAAAGACCUGAAUCGAAUAUUUGGAGUGGCCCUAGUAGGCUGAUGUACGAUAUAAGAUGAGUUUGAAAGAUAUCUGUACCUCUGUACCACCAUGUGGUAGUCAGACUGGUAUCAUUAUUAUGGUACAACUCGGACUCGGCCUACAGAACAUGUUAAUUUCAUGUUUGUUACAGGCCAGACCGAGAUGACUACAUUUUCAAUACCACUCAACAACUGGUGCUGGAACAUGUGAGCAAUUGCAUGGUUGCAGUAUCGGUUACAGCAAGAUUGAUCACUGUAAGCAAGUAUUUGAGUCCCUCAUCUAUACUUAUCGCUCUCGUUGUCCCACUUCCUUCCGGUCCAUGCGUUUACAAUGUGCUCAGCGGACAAUGUCGAUCUCCGAUUACGAAGUACAUCGUGGGUUCAAAAUAGACUUUCUUGUUUAAGAACUCCACAUUCUUCUUAUUCCGUUUUGACUAAAUCUUGUUUCCACAGCUCUGAUCUGACCAAAAUGUGUUCGAUUUUCUCAUCGUCAGCCGUUUUGUUUGCAGUUGUUUUUAUCACAUAUCUGAUCUUCCAUCGAUGAAACACUAUUUCAGCGGAGACGUUACCAGCCAUCAACAAUGCAUAUGUCAAAUAUCUUGGCGGCGCACCUCGUCUUCCCCAUUCUUUGGCUUGGGAAAUUUUCCUUGCUAGUCCUCGCUUAUUGGUCGUACUCG